AUGGAUUUCAUUGGACAAAGUAUAUGGGUCCCGUUCAGACGUCAAAUCAGCUACGUCAAAAACAUUGAAAAAAAUUCAGAGAAGCUGAAUGAGGGAGCGGCAGAUCUCUAUGACAAAAGGGAGGAUAUAAAUAGAGAGAUAAACAGAGAUGCCAUAUCAACAAUGCCGACAGCUGAAUGUCAAGCUUGGCUUCGGAAGGUGGGAGAGAUGGAAAAUAAAAUCAAAGUCAUAGAAACAGAGAUCCAACAAAAUAAGCAUUGCUGCAUUGGGGGAUUGUGCCCCAACAUUUGGUGGCGAAGGAAUCUGGGUAAGAAAAUUGUGACUAUGAUGAAUGAUGACAUUGUUGAUCUCUUCAAGGACCACACAAUGUUUUCAGGAAUAUCAAGGUAUGUGGUUGAGCGACCUCCACAGUCAGUUGAGCCAAUUCCUGCACCAGCAAUGGAAGGCCACAAUAAUAAUAAUAAUAAUACAUCAUCAUCAAUUGGUCGUACUGUCCAGAAGAUAUUAAGGUGCAUAAGGGAUGAUGAUAUCCAUAAGAUUGGCAUAUGGGGUAUGGGUGGAGUUGGUAAGACAACUUCAAUGAAGCUCCUAAACAAUUCAACAGAAAUUGCAGGUAUGUUCGACAUGGUUAUUUGGGUAACUGUGUCCAAAGGAGGAGGUAUAAGAAAGGUACAAGAGGAUAUUAUAGAGCGUCUGUCGUUGCCGUUUGAUGAUGAUGAGCCUGUUGAAAGAACCGCCAGGAAAAUCUUUCAAAGAUUGAGUAAUAAUAAUAUGAAGUAUUUGCUGCUUCUCGAUGACUUGUGGGAAAGAAUGGAUUUGAAAGAUAUAGGAAUCCCCAACCCAUGCGAAGAAAAUGGAUGCAAAAUGAUAAUAACAACUCGUUCCAUGGUUGUCUGUAACAAAAUGGAGAUAGAUAAGGCAAUUAAAGUUGAAGUUUUAUCUGAAGAAGAGGCAUGGAAAUUGUUUCGCAAAAAGGUUGGUAACGUUGUGGAUUCAUCAUCAGAAGAUAUAAGAGAAAUAGCUGCACAGGUCGUAGGAGAAUGCAAAGGUUUGCCACUUGCGCUUAUUGUAAUAGGAGGGUCCUUAAGAAAUAAGAGUGACCUGCGUGAAUGGAGAAAUGCAUUGAAGGAGUUGAGAUCAAAUAAGUACGAAAUUAUUGAUGAUAUGGAAGAAUCUGUGUUUAAGAUAUUGAAGUUCAGUUACGACCAGUUAAAAAGCAACAAUAUCAAGAACUGUUUUCUAUACUGUGCUUUAUACCCGGAGGACUAUGAGAUUCGAGAAAAAGAACUUGUCCAACGUUGGUUGGCAGAGGGUUUCAUUGAUGAUGGUGGUGAUUUAAGGCUGGAUGAGGCGUAUGAUAAAGGGCAUGCUAUAUUAAAUUACCUAAAAGAUGUUUCAUUGUUGGAAGGAGUAGUAGUUGAUCCUUUUGGGAAGCUAGCAGUCAAGAUGCGUGAUGUGAUUAGAGAUUUGGCAUUAAUAAUCACAUCAGCAUCAUCAUUAAUGUCUGCUAAAUUAUUAAUGGUACGACAUGCAGUAGAGGAGGAGGAGGAUGGUAAUCAUCAGUUCUUGGUUCGAACUAAUAUAGGAGGAAUACAAGAGGAGCUCUCAAUCUCAAAUGAGGAAAAUUGGGGACAGUUCCAAAGGAUCUCAUUGAUGGGUAAUAAUAAAUGUCGCAUUAAUCUUCCUGAGAACCCCACAUCCCUCUUACUUGUGACGCUAUUUUUGCAGCAUAAUAGAAGGUUGACUAAAAUUCCAGAAUCAUUCUUCGAGCAUAUGCACAAUCUACGAGUUUUGGACCUAUCAUACACUCAUAUCAGGGAGUUACCAUCUUCUGUUUCCAAUUUAGUAAACCUUAGAGGAUUAUUUCUUCUCAGUUGUCCCUAUUUGGUUACUGUACCAUCCCAAAUAGGGAAUCUUAAAAAACUUCAAGUGCUUCAUUUAGGAGGCCGCCAUUUGGAGUGCUUACCUAUUGAAAUUCAGCAGCUUACACUCCUUAGAAGUCUGCAAGUGUCAUUUUAUGAAAUUCCAAGUGGGAAUCGACGACUGAUGGUUCCUAAUGGGAUUAUAUCAAGGCUCUCUCUGCUUGAAAACUUGAGCAUACGUGCAUAUGGUGGAUAUUCAGAUUUUGGAGAAAGCAUUGUUGAAGAGGUGGGUAGCUUAAAGCAACUAACUCAACUUGAGGUUAAGUUUACAACAUUAGAAAGUUUUGAGCAUUUUCUACGUGAAAGUUAUCCAUGGAAAAAUCAAAGCUUGAAGUCAUUUCAGUUCACUUUGCAUUGCAGCAAUGAGUCUGGAUACAGUAUUUUUUAUUAUGAAGAAGAAGAAGCAUCAUCAAAUAAGCGAUUUUUACAACUGGUAGGAGGUAAUUACACGCCAACUGCAAUUGCAGAGGUACUCCGUAGGGCCAAUGGUUUCUAUUUAAGAAACAAUCACACUUGUCAAGGGCUGUUGGAUUUUGGCUUGAAGAACUUAACUCAGCUGAAACGAUGUUAUGUUAGUAAAUGCAAGAUGAUGGAGAUCAUCAUCAUCAAUGGAAAUAAUGAUUUAAGUACUACUUCAACAACAACACCAUGUGCAGUUUUACCAAACUUGGAAUACUUGCAAGUUGAAGAAAUGCCAACUAUGACGACCAUUUGGGAAGGGCCAAUGCCACCAGGAAGCUUCAGCCGUUUAGCUUAUUUGAGUAUCAGUGGUUGUCCGAACCUGAGAGAGAUUUUCACAAGGGGCAUACUCCAACAACUUUCAAACCUUGAACAACUUGUUGUCAAAGACUGUGAUACCGUCCAAGUAAUAAUAGUGAAUGAAGAAGAGGAAGCAGAAGGAGGUCAUGAUGAUGUUGCUCUUUUCCCAAAAUUGAAGAAUCUCACUCUUGAGAAACUACCCAGACUAGAAAGGAUUUUGAAAACAGUUUCUUUUCAUCCCAUGGCGCCAUCCUUGGAAGUAAUAGGAGUUGUAGGGUGUCCAAAUCUGAAGAGUCUGCUCCCUUUGAGUUUGGGGAUGAUUCAGCAGCGAUCCAGUAGUACUACUUUAAGGAUGAUUAAGGGAGAAACCCAAUGGUGGGAAGCAUUGGAAUGGGAACAUGAUCAUGAGAUCAAACCACUACUCCAACCUCUUUUUGUGCACUCAUCACGGCUGUAAGGUUGAACUAAUGAGAAGCGCACGAUCAGCUUAGUCAAUAGGGAG
Molecule: messenger RNA, 3183 nt
Organism: Telopea speciosissima
Lineage: Eukaryota; Viridiplantae; Streptophyta; Magnoliopsida; Proteales; Proteaceae
Product: putative disease resistance protein At1g63350
Exons: 1
Coding region: 1-3138 (1045 amino acids)
Molecular function (GO): protein binding; ADP binding
Source: RefSeq, a predicted model, not a curated record